Boleophthalmus pectinirostris (great blue-spotted mudskipper) is the source of this 412-nucleotide messenger RNA. Its product is annotated as histone H2B 1/2-like. The transcript has a single exon. Gene Ontology annotation, molecular function: protein heterodimerization activity; DNA binding; structural constituent of chromatin. Bases 12 to 386 code for a protein of 124 amino acids. The record is from RefSeq and is a predicted model, not a curated record. Gene Ontology annotation, cellular component: nucleosome. NCBI's taxonomy places the organism in Eukaryota, Metazoa, Chordata, Actinopteri, Gobiiformes, Gobiidae.
AGCGCUGAAAUAUGCCUGAACCAGCCAAGUCUGCGCCCAAGAAGGGCUCCAAGAAAGCCGUGACCAAGACCGCCGGGAAAGGCGGCAAGAAGAAGAGAAAGACCAGGAAGGAGAGCUACGCCAUCUACGUGUACAAGGUGCUCAAGCAGGUCCACCCCGACACCGGCAUCUCCUCCAAGGCCAUGAGCAUCAUGAACUCUUUCGUCAACGACAUCUUUGAGCGCAUCGGCGGAGAGGCCUCCCGCCUGGCGCACUACAACAAGCGCUCCACCAUCACCUCCAGGGAGAUCCAGACCGCCGUGCGUCUCCUGCUGCCCGGAGAGCUGGCCAAGCACGCCGUGUCCGAGGGCACCAAGGCCGUCACCAAGUACACCAGCUCCAAGUAAACUGCUCCACCACAAUAUACACACAC